UUAGGCACCAGGAAAAAAACUUUGUGAGUGUAAUAAAUGACAUCUUGUAUUCAACCGCUACUAAAUGAAAUCAAUUAUUUUCAAAGAAAGAAAAGAACCACCAGUGAAGACAACAUGACAUGCACAGGCAAUGAAAAACAGUAGCAUCUCUGCAAUGCAAAGGAAUGUUCUUCAGAGAAAAGCAGUGCUGGUCAUUCAACUCUCAGGUUUACAAUUGAAAAAGUUCCCACUGGAAACCUCUCUAUCCCGCAAUCCAUGUGACUUGCACUGCACCACCUCUGAUGGUCAAAGACAGUUGAUGGUACCUGCACGUGAUGGAACAUCUUGCAAGUACAGCAACUACAGGGGUGUGUGUGUAAAUGGGAGAUGUGAACCCAUUGGAUGUGAUGGUGUCCUCUUCUCCCCCAACACUCUGGAUAAGUGCAGCGUGUGUCAGGGAGAUGGGAGCAGCUGCACUCGCAUUACUGGGAACUUUCGCCAUGGGGCUUCUAGUUUAGAAGGAUCAUGGGACAGCCAGAUUAUAGAGAGGAAGAAGUCUGCAGAUAUCUUGGGUCUGGAACCAAAAUGGCCAAAAUCCUCAUAUCACCUACGAGUACACAGUGAUGAGGGAAUCUAUGGCUUCUGUCUCCCAACCCCCCAUUUACACGGGCCCCCAAGGAGGAUCCAGUGUGGUGUCUGUGGAAAUCGGGAGUGUUUUACACCAUAAUGAGAGCAUGUAUGAUAAGACAGUCCCUGAGAUGAAGGGAAACCAGGGGAACUGCAGCUGGAGUGGAGUAGGAGCCCCUGGUGUAGGACCCGCGAGCAGACCUGCGGAGGACAUAGGAAACUCUGAAAACCUCAUCUGGAGAAUGCUGCUGGGAGAGCGGAUUGGCUCCAAUGGUGUUCUUCCCAACAUCUCAACCAAUCAGCUUCUUACUCGAAGAGAUGGCUUUUUCUCUGAAGGCCCAUGGUGUUAGACUACAGCAGUCUUGAGCAAGCGGGUCUUAAUGGCUCACUGCUUGAGGUCACCAUCGGGCAUCGGCGAAAUGACACAGGGGACGUCCUGCUCCUAAACAGAACUGCUACUUCCUUUUCACGCAAUUGCAGCAAUCGCACCAGGUAAACAUGAUCAUGUACAUUACCAUAUUUGUUUUGUCUCUUAUGCUUACAAAAACACAGUACAUUUUCUGAAAUACCAU
Carassius auratus (goldfish) is the source of this 1178-nucleotide messenger RNA. Its product is annotated as ADAMTS-like protein 2. The record is from RefSeq and is a predicted model, not a curated record. NCBI's taxonomy places the organism in Eukaryota, Metazoa, Chordata, Actinopteri, Cypriniformes, Cyprinidae. The transcript is spliced from 7 exons. Bases 131 to 706 code for a protein of 191 amino acids. Gene Ontology annotation, cellular component: extracellular matrix. Gene Ontology annotation, biological process: extracellular matrix organization.